AUGAGUGUCUCCAAGAAACCGAGUUACUAUGAGUUCCUGAGCUCGGGCACCGUCUCACUAUGCACACGAAGCUCGACGCGUUCGUUCCAGAUCCACCGAGCCCUUCUGGACUCCAAAUGCAAGGUCAUGCGCAAGGCCCUCAACUCAGGGUUCUCCGAAGCUCGCGAGAACAAAUACACCUGCGAAGACACAGCCGAUGGGACCCUCGCGCGAUUCGUCGAAUGGGCCUACCGUGGCGACUACGUGGAUCCGCUGAAACCACCUGCCGUGGGACAAAUGAGACUGCCACCUCCCCUUGGACCGAUGAAAGCAGACACCGGGUCCGGAGUCCCCAGCACCAACGACGACGAGCCCGCAGGGGAAGAAGUAGACGGGGCAAAGCUCACGGCUUACAAUUACCUGCUGGUCACCCACGUCCGGGUCUACAUCUUCGCCCAGGUCUACUUGAUUGAUGAGCUGCGGUAUCUGGCGUAUUGUAAACUCACGGGUUGCUUGAUUGAGAUGCACAUACCGGUUGAUUCGAACCAGCAGCUUGCGGUUAUCAAUAUGCUGCAUCUGGCGUUCGGCAAGAUCCCGGCGAACGAUGAGCUGCUCAGCUGGCUGGCGCAGUAUGCAUCUUACUAUGUGGAGCAGCUGCGUCAACAUCCUUGUUUCGACUUGCUCCUGCGCACAUGUCCCGCUUUAGGCGCUUCGAUGAUGAACUCGCUGCAGCCGAGUCUCCAGCCCCCCUGGCAGAGUGGCAAGCAGACAGAGUCGAUCCUGCCCUGUCAGCCGGCCAAUAAACUUCUGCUUCUGUCACUCGUCGAUAACCCCCCCGAUUGA
Molecule: messenger RNA, 822 nt
Organism: Aspergillus heteromorphus CBS 117.55
Lineage: Eukaryota; Fungi; Ascomycota; Eurotiomycetes; Eurotiales; Aspergillaceae
Product: BTB/POZ domain-containing protein
Exons: 2
Coding region: 1-822 (273 amino acids)
Source: RefSeq, a predicted model, not a curated record